Arxiozyma heterogenica is the source of this 1425-nucleotide messenger RNA. RefSeq names its product medium-chain fatty acid ethyl ester synthase/esterase (gene EHT1). Gene Ontology annotation, biological process: medium-chain fatty acid biosynthetic process; medium-chain fatty acid catabolic process. Gene Ontology annotation, molecular function: monoacylglycerol lipase activity; acetylesterase activity. NCBI's taxonomy places the organism in Eukaryota, Fungi, Ascomycota, Saccharomycetes, Saccharomycetales, Saccharomycetaceae. The transcript has a single exon. The coding region runs from base 1 to 1425 and encodes 474 amino acids. The record is from RefSeq and is a predicted model, not a curated record.
AUGGCGACAGAAGGGGAUUUAUUAAAAGAUAUUAAUACAUGGCCAGUCCUAAAUCCCUUCCAUUGGGGGUUUAAUGGUACCGUUAACCAUCGUAUUGGUGCUAAGGGGACUGUAGAAUUACAUUUAAAUAAGAAGAAUCUGGCACAAAAUGAUUUGAAUUCACAGGAUACAGUUACUUUGGACCAGUUUGUCAAGGAAUAUAUUCCUGGUUUAAAAGAUGGUGCUAAGUUUCAAUUGGAUAAGAAGUUGUUUACCGGUAUUUUACAGACUAUGUAUCUUGGAAGUGGUGAUUUCAGUAAGAAAUUUCCUGUGUUUUACGGUAGAGAAAUUGUGCACUUUUCUGACAAUGGUGUCUGUACAGCUGAUUGGGUUAUGAAUGGGCCAUGGAGACAAAAAUAUCAUUUUGAUCCAUUGACAGGUGAGUUCAACAAACAUUUAUUCAAUGAAGAUGAAGAAGCCACUCAUCCAGAGAAUUGGCCACGCUUACAACCAAGAACUAGAUACUUAAGUGAUGAAGAAUUGAAGGAUCUUCAUAGUGAAGAAAACAUUGAACGUCCGUUAAUUGUUAUAUUACAUGGUCUAGCAGGCGGUUCACACGAACCUAUUAUUAGAUCUUUAACGAAUCAUUUGUCUAAAGUCGGUAACGGUAAAUUUCAAGUGGUGGUCCUAAACUCAAGAGGUUGUGCACGGUCCAAGAUUACCACACCUUGCUUGUUCACUGCAUACCAUUAUUUGGAUGUCAAAGAGUUUUUGGAACGUGAAAGAGCAAGAAAUCCAAAGAGAAAAAUGUAUGCGAUUGGGUGUUCCUUUGGUGCUACUAUGUUGGCUAAUUACCUAGGAUUUGUUGGAGAGAAGACCCCGUUAAGUGCGGCAGCUACUUUUUGUAACCCGUGGGAUAUGGUUCUUGCAUCAUACAAGAUAAAUAAAGAUUUUUGGUCACAACACAUUUUCAGUCAAACUGUGACUCAAUUCUUAGUUAGAAUGGUUAAAGUGAACAUGAAGGAGUUAGAAGUACCUGAGGGAACUAAACCCACACAUAUUCCAACACCGGAGAAUCCAUUGUUCCAUGGAUUCACACAGUCCAAUUUGAAGAAGGCAUAUAAGAUGAAAUCUUUAUCUGAGUUCGACACAAUGUUUACUGCACCAGCGUUAGGUUUUAAAGAUGCUAUGGAUUAUUACCAACAUGCUAGUUCUGUAAAUAGAUUGAAUAAGAUAAGUAUUCCACUGUUGUCUGUUAAUUCCAGUGAUGAUCCAGUUGUAGGUGCGGAUCACAUUCCAAUGCAUUAUUUAGAUGAAAAUCCAAAUGUUUUGGUGUGUGAGACAGACUUAGGUGGUCAUUUAGCAUAUUUGCAAAGUGACGGUGAUUCUUGGGCUACCAGGCAAAUUAGUAAUUUCUUUGAUAAGUUUGAUGAGUAUGUCAUGUAA